AAAGGAAUCAUAGCCAGCGCUACAUAUCAGCUUCAGGAGCAGAUACAUCCAAACACACAAACAGAUAUUAAACUCCAAUGUCCCAUAAUUCAUGGAUAUAUCCCUUUCAAUAUCGUUCAAUUAAAGAGUAUAAAACAAGGUUACUGAUAUUAUGCACACAGUUUCUGACUAAUGAAUAAUAAUUGACUAAACAUGUUCACUGAAUCAAAAAACUACAUAUAUGAAUCCCUUUGCGUACAUGAAUACAUGUGUGUUAUUAAUUAACUGAUUAAUUUUAUAUACUGCAUUUUACCUUUCAUAAAAGGUCUACAUAAUCAUGUGUGUAAAUCAGCAUUAGGUUUAUGCUUGUCUGUAAUUGACAUUUAUUAAUAUUAUUAUUUGAAACAAUCGAUUGCCUCAGAUGCAUCAGCAUCAUUAUCAUCGUCAGUUCACACACAUACACACAUAUCGAGAAAUAUAUCUAAACUGACGCCUACGUGUUUGCAUACGUGCACACACACGAAGGUAUGUAUACCUGUAGGCGACAUAUACAUGUGUAGUACGAUGUAUGAAUACUUUUUCAAAUGUCAUUAAGUCUGAAAGUUGGACUGACGCGAAGGUGGAGAAAAGAGUAUGGCCAAUCACAUCCAGAAUAAUUCAAAUCCCAUGCGUAUCAGCAACAGCAACAACCACAGUGAAAUAACUUGUUCACAAAUUAUGAACUAUAUCACUACCACCACCAGUAACAUCAACGGUAAGAGCAAUACGGAGAGUGUACAACAGUUCACAAGUCCAACAGAAUUGGAAAAGUCUAGCAUUAUCAACGAGAUUUCUUGUGACAACAAUGAAAAUCGAACAAAUCUAAUUGUAAAUUAUUUACCUCAGACUAUGUCACAAGAAGAGAUGAGAGCAUUAUUUUCAAAGAUUGGGAAAUUAGUCAGUUGUAAAUUGAUUCGUGACAAACUGACAGGUCAAAGUCUGGGUUAUGGAUUUGUGAAUUAUGUAGACGCUGCAGACGCCGAACGAGCAAUACGUGGACUCAAUAAAAUGAGGCUACAGAAUAAAACGAUCAAAGUUUCUCUUGCUCGUCCAAGCUGUGAAUCAAUAAAAGGGGCAAAUUUGUAUAUUUGUGGCCUCCCAAAAUUUAUGACUGAAUCAGAUUUGGAGAAAUUAUUUCACCCAUGUGGAAAAAUUAUUACCUCAAGAAUUCUUUUUGAUAGCAUUACAGGUCAAUCCAAAGGUGUGGGGUUCAUUCGUUUCGACCAACGGCAUGAGGCUGAAUUGGCUAUACAACAAUUCAAUGGUUAUCGUGUUGGAUCAAUGGCAGAUAGCCCUCUUGUUGUAAAGUUUGCCAACAUUCCUACAUCAGGUAAAAAUGGUACAAAUCCUAUGCUCAGUUCACCAACCAAUAACAGCAGUGUUGAUUAUAAGAGUCAAAAUAUACCAAAUUUAUCUUCUUUGUUGAAUUUAAACAAACUAGCCAUGAAAGCCAAUGAAUUACAAUCACUAAUCACUCCAGAGAUUUUAAAUGGUGAUUCAACCUUUGAUAUAUUUCACACUUCAACAACACCUAACUUAACAGCCGACUCACCUGGUGGUGGAAAGUCUACACGAAGAGUAGGUGGACCUGUACAUCCAUCUGCAGUACACAAACUACGGUUUAAUCCUUUAGACGGUUGUGCUAUACCUAUACGUAUCAAUCCAUUUGAAAUUGGAUUACGCUCGAUAAGUAAAAAUUCGGAUUCCAAUAUAAAUGCAGCAAUUUCCUUAGCUGCAGCUAUAGCAGCAGCUACCACAAACCAACCAGAUCAUUUACAGACACAGUUGCUAUCUCAGUUAAAUGGAGCUCAACAGCGGAUACCUGGAGUAAUUGGUCUUACAGUACCCUGGAUGGGAGCUAAUAUGGAAUCAAGUUUAAAUCCGCUAACAAGUAUUUACCAAACAAACAAUUCCCUUGGUGAUUUGUUUUCUCAGCCAAACAAUGUUCUCACAAGCAUUUCAUCGAAUACAAUUCCUUUCUUAACUCGUCCAGAAUACUACAGCGGUCAAAUUGGACCAACUACAACAGCACAAGCUAAUGUGAAUUUCAACGCAAAUAAACAACAAAACUUGAAUUUGGUUAGCAAUUUGAAUAAUAAUAAUUCAGUUAAAUCAUCCAUUCCACUUGUAGACUCAUUUCUGCUUAACCAGAUGGCACCAAAUUUUGAUAUUAAUGUAGCGGCAACUAAACUACUACAGAAUUUUUCAAUUCAGGUUGUAUCACCGAGUAUAGGAGGAACAACAACCACUGGUCUCUUUCCGACAAACACCACUACUACCACUAAUCUUAAUUCUUCAUCCUCACCACCCUCUACAGUGUUAAAAGUUGAAGGUUUAGCUCCUGGAACUGACGAGUCUAUUAUCCAGAGGUUAUUCUCUGCAUUUCCAAGUGUACUGUCUGUACAGCUACUUCCAACAAAAGAGACAACAUUCAAUGGAGAGAAUAAUACACUAAUAAUGAAUAACAAUAAUAAUGAAAGGCAAGAAAUGAAAGCACUGGUUAUCAUGUCAGAUCAAGAACAAGCAAAAUUAGCAGUGCACUACUUGAACGGAUGUACACUACAAAAUCGAGUGCUGAAGGUCUCCAGUGGAGAGAACACGAAUCCACAAAUCAACUAUAAUUUUAGUGAAUUCUUACAACCAACCAACCCGAUUCUGAUGCAAGCAAGUUUGUUCAGUCAAAAAGAAUUAGUCAAUCAAAUCCACUGA
This is a messenger RNA of Heterobilharzia americana, 2727 nucleotides long. The record is from the annotation of a GenBank genome assembly. NCBI's taxonomy places the organism in Eukaryota, Metazoa, Platyhelminthes, Trematoda, Strigeidida, Schistosomatidae.